Messenger RNA from Adelges cooleyi (spruce gall adelgid), 3222 nucleotides. Its product is annotated as connectin-like. NCBI's taxonomy places the organism in Eukaryota, Metazoa, Arthropoda, Insecta, Hemiptera, Adelgidae. Gene Ontology annotation, cellular component: extracellular matrix. Gene Ontology annotation, molecular function: protein binding. Bases 257 to 1879 code for a protein of 540 amino acids. The transcript is spliced from 3 exons. The record is from RefSeq and is a predicted model, not a curated record.
CCGCCAACGUGAACGCCAUUUCGUACAAGGAUAACAUUUGUAUUACCGGUCGCGUGUAUGGUGUUUCCGCGGUAUUUUUGAAAAUAACCGAAUCCCCGUCUAAUACUGCUAGUCGACCGCGUACUCUUGACGGGCCCACAAUGAGAGGGUAUUGAUCGUCUGUAUACUUUGAAACGCUCUAUAAAAUAAAAUAAAUAAGAAAACAACGACUUCCGCUGUAAAAAGCCGGGGACAAUACGUGGCCAUAUCAGACAGCAUGCUCGGGCAGCCACUUCGGGCGCUGAUUUUCCUGUUGCUGGUGUACCAGAAUGACGGUUACGUCACGUACAGAAGGGCGAAAAGCCAAAAACAGAACAUCAGGAGUUACCCGGACGAGGCGAGCAAGGACAUUAACAUAUGCACGUUAGAACAGAAGAACACUAUCAAUCUGUUUUGCUACUGCGACGAGCCUACGUUUCAGCUGGCCACGAUGGCCGACUGUUGGACGUUCAACAACGGCGAACCGCGCGAAGCGUCCAUUUGGCGCGAGUUCAAGUCGCAGACGAACUUGACCAAACUCACUUUCAACGUCCGCGGUUCGACCGCCCAGACCCUGUCGUUCGUGCCCACCGAAGCCCUGGCCCAGUUGCCGGAGCUGAGAACGCUGGAAAUCGUCUACGCACACAUCAAGACGGUACACUCGCACGCGUUCGCCAACCUGUCCCGCCUGCAAGACUUGGCCCUGGGACGCAACCAAAUCGAAACGCUGUCCAGGGAGUCCAUCGCCCAUUUGGACGACCUGCGAGUGGUCACGCUCGGCGACAACUACAUUAACUUCAUCAACAACGACGUGUUCGCCGGGUUGCCGGUGUUGCGCAAGCUCUACAUGGACCGGAACAACAUAAGUUACAUAGCGGAAGGGGCGUUCGAGCAGCUCAACAAACUCGAGGAGCUGGACCUGUCGGAGAACCUUCUGACCGGCUCGUUGUCGCGUUACGUGUUCCUCGGUUUGAUGUCGUUGAAGAGACUGGACAUGCGAGCCAACCGCCUCGAGCGCAUCGGUCCCGAGGCGUUUGCCGAGCUGGUCAGCCUGGAGGAACUGGUCUUGGAGGACAACACCAUAAGGUCGAUCGACGGUAAAGGAUUCUCGGGGCUGCCCAACUUGGUGCGGUUGACCAUUGCGGCCAACAGGUUGAAAAUGCUCGACGACCGCACCUUUCAUCAUCUGGAAAAACUCAGGUUCCUCGACAUGAGGUACAACAAUCUUCAGACCCUGACCUACGCCACCGUGGAACCCGUUAUGGACAGAUUUCCCAACAUGACAGUCUACAUUCAUUUGCAAGCAGGUAACGUGUUCGAGUGCGACUGCAAUCUGUUGUGGAUGAAACGUGUGGCGGCCGACACGAGCAACGAGCAGCUAAGCCGUGAACUGAUGGACGCCAAAUGCUCGAUCAACGAUACCGACGGUCCGGCCGCGGCUACUGGACGCCAGACGGCGGUGUCCGGCGGCGGCCCCGACAAGGUGGGCAGCCGCCGCGACGACAACAAACUGGACGGCGGCGGCAGCGACACGGACGACCGCAAGGAGACGGGCGGCUACGGCAGCAAGGGCGGCGACCGCAAAACGGUGGACGUCGACGGCGGCGAGGAACACGGUGGCCGGCUGCCGCCGCCGUUGGACGAAUCGCAAAUGGUCAGCGUGACCGACUUGGACGAGAACACUUGUCCGGGCAAGGAACAGGCCGUCGUGGACGGCACGCCGGACGCCGCGCAGAACUCGGACCGCGUGCUGUGGGAAAGCAAGUCGGCCGCUGCCGCUCCGGGCCCUUCUGUGGCUUUUGCACUGCUGCUGAUGCCCUUGCCGUGGGCCACCGCCGUCCUUUUCCGCAGACGCCCUUAGGCGUGCCAUUUACAACGUCGUUUUUAUUUACAGUCACACACACACACAUACUCGGCCGGCGUACACUCCCCUUUUAAUUUCGACCCACUCACACCGCCGUGUAGCUUUUGUUUUCAUCGGCAUGUACUCAUAAUAUAAUAAUGAUAAUAGCAAAAUACAAACAAUGUGUGAUGUGUAAACGCUUCAUAACGAAUCGAUGUCGUUAAAAAGGUUGUAAGAGCAUCUAUAAAAUAAAAAAAGUAUGAAUUUUUGAAAAAUUUAAAUCUCGGUGCAAAAGCCUAUUAUUUAUUUUAUUUUAUCUAACGGAUUCUGUCGAACAUUGUGGAACUUAACUUGUACAUUAACGAUAUUUGUGUGGAUUUUCGAAACGUCUUGUAAAAUAUGAUUUGGCGCGAUAGAUAUAUACGAGAUAUACCUACUAUAAUCGCAUGUAAAAGUAUGCAAAACCCCGUCACGACGCUUCGGAUGAAAUAAUAUAAUUACACAAAUACAACACUUUCUGUAGACAACAUUGUACACUGUACGUUAAAAACAUUUAUUAUAGUCGAUACGUUCUUUAUGAAUUUCACCUAUCCGAAAAUAGAUUCGGCCAAAAUUGAUUAUAACGCUAUGUACAUACGGCUUAUUAAUGAAAUACUUCUUACCUAAAUAGCAGUAAAAUAGUAUGUCUUUCGCACUAUACAUUCCUACUAAAUUAGUAAAAAAAACUUAAGUAGUAUUAAAAAAGCUACUAUUAUUUUUUUUUUCCUUAAACUAUUUCCAAGAGUCAUUAAGUACAUUAAAUUAGCGACGCACACUUCAAUCUAACCGAGAACAUAAAUCUGAAUUUUAAGAAUUUAUCGCCCACCCGUCUACUUAUACAUAAAUUUAGUACUUGUAGAUGAUCAUUUUUUAUUUUUUGUGCGACGCUAGUUGAAGCACGCCUAUACCAAAAAAAUAUCGUUAUAUUAUAUAUUAUUAUUAAUGUAUUUUAAAGAUGUUUAUUUGUGUGACAGACCACUAGCUGUCGUGGACUUUAAACGCAUUAUUAUUAUUAAAUACUAAUGUUGUGGUCGUAUAUUAUGUAUAAUAUCUUCUUCUUAUUCUAAGGACUAUCUUUUUUUUUUUAGUAAUUAAAACCCAAAUUAUAUUUAAAUAAAUAUAAAGAUUAUUAUUAAAAAAUAUAAUCUUAAGAUUUGUUUGUGAAAUUUUAUAAUACAUUUAUUAUGUAUAUUGUAUGAGCACAAAAUAUGAUGAUAAAAACAAGAAACGACAGACUACGGCCCGGCGUCAAUAAUAUAAUGUAAUACACAUAACUAAUAAAAUUCUAGUAUUGUACUCCUUACAUUUUACUUUUAUCAUUG